Messenger RNA from Haemorhous mexicanus (house finch), 2226 nucleotides. It is a transcript of the gene CCDC32, whose product is annotated as coiled-coil domain containing 32. The coding region runs from base 109 to 633 and encodes 174 amino acids. Lineage: Eukaryota; Metazoa; Chordata; Aves; Passeriformes; Fringillidae. The transcript is spliced from 4 exons. The record is from RefSeq and is a predicted model, not a curated record. Gene Ontology annotation, biological process: cilium organization.
GUGCCCGGAGCGCGGGCGGUGGGUGCGGGAGCGGGGCGGCCCCUCCGCCUCACGGGCAGCCCGGGGACAUCGCUCCCUGCAGGGCGGCCGGGAGUCCUGGAUCCCACGAUGAGGAUGAUCGAGAGCGUGGACUCCGUGGUGACCAGGUCCAGCGAGGACCUCUGGGCCGAGAUCUGCUCCUGCCUGCCGCAUCCCGAGCACAAGGACGCCGGCGAUGCUUUCACAGACUCCUUCGUGGAUUCGUACGCCGAGGGCAGCGGAUCGGGCGGCUCUGCCCAACCUGCCCUGAAGCCCUGGGCGCCCCUGAACGACUCAGAGGUGUAUUUAGCAUCCCUGGAGAGAAGACUGAUGAGGAUCAAAGGCCUGUCCCAGGAGGUGACCUCCAAGGACAUGCUGCGCACGCUGUCCCAGGCCAAGAAGGAAUGCUGGGACAGGUUCCUGCAGGAGAAGUUUGAGGCAGAAUGUUACGUUGAGGGCCACGAUGCUGACGAGAGCACGCUGGAGCACCUGAAGCGCUGGCUGCAGCCUGACAAAGUGGCCAUCAGCUCCGAGGAGGUGCAGUGCCUCAUCCCGCCGGAGUCACAGCCCGAGAAGCCAGAGGCUGAGGAGGAGCCUCCGGCUGCGGAGCAGUGAGAGCUCCUGGCCGUGCCCAGGGCUGCCUCUUGUCCCAGCCCCCAGGAGGAUGUACCCAGCCACAGGAAUAGCAGGAAGGGGGGCACAGAGCAUAUUGUCAGUGAUUGAAGAAGUAAUUUUUAAAAGAAAGAACUCCCAACACAGCAAAUCCCAGCUCUGGAGCUCCGCAGACAGCGGCUGGCACCGGUAGGGACGAGAGGGAACGCCUGCGACACGGCUGAACCAAAACCUCACAUGGAUCUUCUCCAGCCUGCAGCCACCUCAUCAUUCCAGCCUGGAUGUGGAUUGUUUGGAAUCCAUCAGGAGCCACAUUAAACAACAACAGCAACAACAACAAAAGCAGUUGUGCAGAAGCACCAGAAAACAUCACGGUCUAGAAUAGAGCAGAGAAACCACUGAAUCACUUUGGUCCUGUCUUUUACCUUUUCAUUACUCAGCUGGGCAAUUUUUUCCUCUCCUGCCAAAUCCACUUUGGUGUUUUCCCCAGAUCUUCACUGUUGCAGUCUGAUUUGGCCCCAGGCUGUGCCAGGAAGAAGAUGGAUAUUUCCCACCUCUGUGAAUUUGAGACCCUGAAGGAAGCUCUCACUGCAGUCAAUAAAUUGAUGGUGUCAUUGACAUUGUAGCUAUUUCACAUUCCUCUCUGUAAUGUACCCCCUAAUAUCCCACUUUAUUGCCCAAAAUCUCUAUUACAGACUGUAAGGGGGGUAUUUUUCCUCUUGUUGGUCUUUUUGUACCUCUUCAGCCUCUCCAGAAAAAGAUGAGAUUCUGUAUUGGGAAACAAGAGGGGUAGCCAGAGAAGCUACAAACAACUUGUUUUCAUCACAGAAUUGCAUAAAAUUCUCUGACUUGAAAUAUGUUUAGUAUUUAAUUGUUUUUUUAACCCUGCUUUACUCUUCAAAGGGUUAUUUCCUUUUACUAAUCCAAGAAUCUGUGAUAUUGUGCUGCUUUUUCGCUGAUCUCUGUGUUCUGCCUCGGCACCAACACUGGGGGUCGGUAGAGUGAAGCAGCACAGUCUGUCAGAGCUUCUUAGGGGAAAUUGUGGUUCUAGGAGUUAAUCCUCACCGGAUUCAUGCCGUGUUCAUUUAUGUACCUGUUUGAAAGUACUUUUUUAGGAGUAAAUUUUUGCUGGAGCCUCCCAGUUUCCUGUCUCUGUACCCAAAUAGAGGCGCUGCUCUCAGUCACCAUGUCACAACUCAGAGGUUGUUCCCACCAUCAGCUUUCCUGGUGUAACUCCCACCCCAGACUCACCUCCCAGAAAAGUCACGCUCAGAAUUCUCCAUUAAAACAAACCCUUUUUUUUUAAACCUUGAGGAAUGUGGUGAAUCAUCUGAGUGCCAGUGAUGCACAACUCGCAAGCCUCGUGUCUUGCUGGUUUGAUCAUUAAAUGUCCUUUUUAAUUUAUCCUUUAACUGUCCUCUAUUAUGUUAAGUCUGUGUCCUUGCACAGAUCUCUCUCACCUGAUGUAACAAAGCUGUGACAAAGAUGCAGAACUCUGAGCUGUUCCCAGAAAUGGUUUGUGCAGAGACAGAAAGCAGUAAUUUCUCUGUCCCCAGCCUAUUUCCCUGUCAAUAAAAUUCUUCUUAUGGGUAGCAA